Phyllopteryx taeniolatus (common seadragon) is the source of this 3935-nucleotide messenger RNA. Its product is annotated as ceramide kinase-like. The record is from RefSeq and is a predicted model, not a curated record. The transcript has 12 exons. Gene Ontology annotation, molecular function: kinase activity. The coding region runs from base 162 to 1847 and encodes 561 amino acids. Lineage: Eukaryota; Metazoa; Chordata; Actinopteri; Syngnathiformes; Syngnathidae.
CAUGAAGCCACUCCCAUUUCCGGGAAACAGCGGCUGGGGAACAAACAAGCUGAGCCCGAUCGGCUACCCGGCGGCCAUCGAGCCCGAUUCAGGUCCGGGGGUGGGGGGGCUCACGGAGAGAACGUGGCCGGACGGAAGUCGCCUUGAGCACGGGCGGACGGAUGGAGAGGCCGCUGAGGCUGCUGCUCUCGUCCGAGCUACGCGUCCGCAACGUCGGCUACGAAGUGAGCCUGUGCCGGUCCCUGCUCGCCUGGAAGAGGCGAAGCUCCAGCCCGGUGUACCAGCCGUUCAGACCCAACGCGUGUCACAGCGUGUGUGUGUCAGAGAUCAUCAGCGUGCGUGAGGAGGAAGAGGAGGACAAAGAGGAAGAGGAGGAGGAGAAGGGCGGCAGAGAAGAUGGCAGCUGGAAGAAGAUCAGGGAGCGAGAAGACAAACACCGCAGGCGUUCUUUCACAGUGUCGUACGUGGAGAGGUGUCGACAGCACCGCUGGCGGUGCGCUGACGUCACCUUCGCCUGUCCCCAGGUAGCGCUGUGCCGCCGCUGGGUGAGCACCAUCAGAGAGCAGCUGGCAGCCAUCAGUAGCAGACCCUCAAAGCUGCUGGUGUACAUCAACCCGUACGGCGGCAAACGUCAGGCCAAGCGCGUCUACCAGCAGAAGGUGGCGCCGCUCUUCGCCCUCGCUGGCAUCAGCACACACGUUAUUGUGACAGAGUACGCUAACCAUGCUCGGGAUCACCUGCGGGAUGAGGCGGAGCUAAAGAAGUGCGACGGCGUGGUGUGCGUCGGCGGCGACGGCAUGUUCAGCGAGAUGGUCCACGGCUUGGUGUGGCGAACGCAGAAGGACGGCGGCGUGGGCGUCGACAUGCCUGACCAGGCGCUGAUCGCCUGCUCGCUACGCAUCGGAAUCAUACCUGCAGGUUCCACAGAUUGUAUCUGCUUCGCCACAGUGGGCACCAAUGACCCCGUGACCUCUGCCCUCCACAUCAUCGUGGGCGACAGUCAGCCGAUGGACGUGUGCUCGGUGCACCACGACGACACCUUCCUGCGCUACUCCGUGUCGCUGCUGGGGUACGGUUUCUACGGCGACGUGCUGACGGACAGCGAGAGGAAGCGAUGGAUGGGCCCCGCCCGCUACGACCUGGCAGGACUCAAGAUGUUCCUCACGCACCACCACUACGAGGGCACCGUGUCCUACCUGCCGGCCGCCGGCGUCGCCGGGGCGCCCAGGGACGCGGCCAGGUGUCGAUCCGGUUGCUCCGUUUGUCAGGACAACAGGAUACUGUUGUCGGAGAGAGCCGGCGUGUACCAGACGGAACACGACGAGGAUGACGGUGAAAACGGCGGCGGCUGGCGGACAAUCCGAGGCAAGUUCCUGGCCAUCAACGCGGCCAGCAUGAGCUGCGCGUGCCCCCGCAGCCCCAAAGGCCUUUCGCCCGCCGCCCACCUGGCCGACGGCACCGCCGACCUCAUCCUGGUGCGCAAGUGUUCCCGCUUCAACUUCCUCCGGCACCUCCUGCGUCACACUAGCAAGGACGACCAGUUCGACCUGUCCUUCGUGGAGGUGCACCGCGUGCGGCGCUUCCGCUUCACGCCGCGACACUGCCGCAGCGACUCGGAACAGGAACUGGACUUGCUGGACGGGAAGCGGAAGAUCUUCGGCCAGAUCUGCCAAGACCAUCCGGCGUGCGGGUGCGCGCCGGCCUUCAGCAGCUGGAACUGCGACGGCGAGAUCCUCCCGCACACCGCCAUCGACGUCAGAGUGCAUUGCCAGCUGAUCCAACUGUUUGCCCGAGGCAUCGAGGAGGCGGCCAUGUUUGACGAGCCGGCUCCCGCCCGCCCCGUGUAGACGGGCCUCCUCGGACCGCUCGGGAGCUUCGAGUAGCCGCCGUUUCCUAUUCGUCGUCUUACGCUCGGCGGGUCGGAUCGGGUUCUGUUCGUACGGGAAACGGAAGAACCGGAAAGGCGGUCCGGCCUCGUGGUUGACUCCCAAGUUGAGUCGGCCCGGACUUAAGACGCGAAUUCGGUCUUACUGCUGUGUCAAAGUCCUACUGAAUUUGGAGUAGCGUCACAUUUGACUCUUGAGUCUCGUCAUGAAAGUCCUGGUAGAGUCUGGUCUCGCGUUUAGUGGGGUCUGAAUUUGGAGUAGAGCUAGGUGUGACUGUUGAAUUUAAGAUUAAGACGCCAAGUCCUGGCGUACAGUCAAGAGUGAACGAAGGCCAACUCAAGUCGAGCCUCAGUGUUGAUUCAUUCCCAAGUUUAGUCGGGUCUGAAUUUAGUUCUGACUACUGAGUCACUAAGAAUCUAGUGGGAAUUGCUAACGUCUAAAUCAAGUCUAGUGUCGGUUUUGUCUUAUGUUUAGUCGGGUCUGAAUUUGGCUUUGUUGGGACUCUCCAAAGAUCUUUAGAUUUAGUCUUGUCAGUCCUCCUCGUUUUUUUAUUGAUUUGCGUCUGCUACAGAACAGCAACGAUCGUUGAUCGAGUCCGAUUUGUUCCCGGCGGAGUACCACUUUUUCCUGUAUUUUUUUUUUGUGUGUAAUAUAACACAUUUUCCGAGCAGUUCAACCUUUAUUCAAAAGAGAUUAAAUUUGGAAAAAAAAAAAAAAAAAAGACUCUUUGAAUGUUUUAAUUUAUUUGCGUGUUACACGUUGACAAAAAUUAUUCCUUGAAAAGUGAAACUGACGCUAGCUGGAUGUUUGCUUUAAACGUUUAUUUCAAAUCUUUCAAGUUGGAAAAUAUGACUUCAUGCUUAAUUCAAUUUUAUUCUGGAAAAUCGACUUUAUUCUUUAAAUAUUUUUUUUUUAAUUGACUUUUUUCUUGAUAGGUGCAAGAUAUUUUUUUAAAUUUAUUUUUCCAAAACACAACUUCAGGCUCUCUUUUUUUUUUUCCCCAAAAGUAAAAUAUUUUGCCUCAACAAAUUACCUUUUUUAAACUUUGUGUAAAUUUGCGACCCACAUUUUUUAUUAAUCUGACUUUUUGCAUCCAAAAAUGUCAAACGUUACGCCCAAACACAACAAUGACGAUCGUUCCAGCGGGACAUCAUGAACGAUUAAAAGUCAUUUUGUUCUGAAUAUGUGAGUUUUUUUUUUUUUUUUUUUUAAAUCUGAUUAAAAACUAAAAUAUGACUUAUCUUUUUAAUUUGUUGUGACUUUUCAAAUGUUUGAAAUUGUUAGCGUCUGUUACACGACAACGACGAUCGUUCCUCCAAAGCUAAACUCCGACACUUCCGGGCGUCAUUAAAGACUGCAAGUUGUUUCCCCAAGAAAAUCAAACUUUAUUCUCUACAAUAUCUUUUGUUGUAUUAUUACAACUUUUGAAACUCAAUCCUUAAAUAAUAAAAAAAAGACUUUGUGGAAGUUACGCUUUUUUUUACCCCCCACCAAAUAACACGACUUUCAUGUUUUAGCAUCUUUGUGGCGACGACAAUUGCUCCUCAAACACUACACUCUGAUGCUAGCUGCGUAUUUGCAUAAAUGUCUUUUCCCGCAUCUUUUCGCCACUUCCUGAACGUUCACCGAAUUAUGCAAAUGAGAUUGAACGUUUUCAUGGCUGUCGCCAAUGUAGCGCUUUUAGUUGUCGUCUCGUGUUUGAUUGUUGAUUGACAGCUCGUCUCUUCUGCUGCCCUGAGCUGGACUCACGAUGAAGAUGAUGAUGUGUAGCAGUAGUAGCAUCUCAUUUAGCCUGUUAGCAUUCUAACAUUUGGGUGCAUGUAGCUCCACCUACUAGCCUAGCAGCUAACAUGACGACAGGCAAAUAAACACAAUCCAGAGGUCUCUCGUGGAGUUUCACUCGAAUUGUUACUAUGGCAACCUCGCUCGCGUCGUCACUUUAGUUCUCAUUAGCAUGCUAGCCACUCCGAUUAUAUGCAAGUGUUUGACCUCUGCACUCCUGCCGGCUGUAACCUCACAUGGAAGAAAUAAAAGAAAUGUCAAAUCACA